Messenger RNA from Camarhynchus parvulus, 1884 nucleotides. Its product is annotated as coagulation factor XIII B chain-like. Lineage: Eukaryota; Metazoa; Chordata; Aves; Passeriformes; Thraupidae. Bases 1 to 1884 code for a protein of 627 amino acids. The record is from RefSeq and is a predicted model, not a curated record. The transcript has 11 exons.
AUGGAGCCAGUAAAGAAGAUGAGAUUUAAAAGCUAUUUUAUCUUCCUAGUUAUGGUGUGUUCAAGGAAACUCUUUGCAGAAGAUACACCUUGUGAUUUGCCACAGAUAGAAAAUGGAAACCUUCCCCAGUACUAUUACAGUUUCAGAAGAUACUAUUUCCCUAUGGAUAAAGGAAAAAAGCUCUCCUAUUCUUGUGUGGUUGGUUACACAACUGAAAGUGGGACUCAAGAUGGAAGAAUAACUUGUACAGCAAAAGGAUGGUCUCCAGUGCCUCGAUGCUACAGAAAAUGCACCAAGCCUCUUUUGGAAAAUGGCUCUUUUUACAGCACAGAAAUGGACUUCAAAAUCCAUGAGAAACUGCAAUACAAAUGUAAUCCAGGCUACCUCACCCCAAGUGGUGCUGCUGAAGAUACAGUGCAGUGUCAGCCACAAGGAUGGUCCUUCCAGCCAAGCUGUACUAAAACACUUGGGUGGUGCCAGGUGCCGCGGCUGGAGCACGGCAGCGCGGCGGGCGCGGCGCGGGAGGUGCGGCGGAACGGGACGCUGCGGUACCGCUGCCAGCCGGGAUUCCGCACCGCCGCCGGGAGCGCCGCCGCCACGGCGCUGUGCCUCCCCCACGGCUGGGAUCUGCCCCCACGCUGCACCAGGAUAACUUGCUCCGCUUUGAGUGAAGUAGCUCAUGGAGGUUUCUAUCCUGUGAAGAAAACCUAUGAAGAAGGAGAUGUAGUUCACUUUUUCUGUGACAAACAUUAUUCUGUCACUGGUUCUGACUUAAUUCAAUGCUAUAAUUUUGGGUGGUAUCCAGACCCUCCAGUUUGUGAAGAUGUAAAAAAUAAAUGUCCUCCACCACCCCUCCCUCAUGGCCAUGUCAGCACAGCCAGAAGAACAUAUCAUAAUGGAGACAAAGUUCAUGUACAGUGUACCUUGGGAAGGAGAGGAUCUGAGGAAAUCCAGUGUGAAGGAGGAAAAUGGACAUCACCCUCUAUCUGUAUUGGAGCUGUGGAUAACCAGGAAUCUGGGACAGCACCACCACCACUCGAGGCAGAUGCAGAAACAGGGGCAAACCAAUCACAUCACAAUGAAGAUAUGAAAGUGCAGCAAGACUGUGCCUCUCCACCUGUGGUUAAAAAUGGUGCUGUCCUGGGCCCAGUACUGGCAAGUUACAAAAGUGGUUCCUGGGUAGAAUAUGUUUGUCAGCAUUACCACUUUUUGGAUGGGCCCAGCACUGUUUAUUGUCACCAAGGAAACUGGACAGAACAACCAACCUGCUUAGAACCAUGUACUCUGAAUGUAACUGAUAUGGACAGCAACAACUUAACAUUGAAAUGGAGACGGGAAGAAUUAGUUUUCCUUCAUGGAGAUCUCAUAGAGUUUGAAUGUAAACAGGGAUAUAGUUUUCUCCAGACUGCCAUUCCAUCUCCUGGGAGAACACAGUGUGACCAAGGCAGACUGAAUUAUCCAAAAUGUGUUAUUCAAGCUGCUACAGAAAAAUGUGGCUCACCACCCUCUAUUGCAAAUGGAGCUCUGACUGUCCCAGCACUGCCCCACUAUGACAGUGGCUCUUCAGUUCAGUAUAUUUGCUCUGACUAUCAUUUUUUGCAAGGCUCUGAGAAAAUCUACUGCUCUGAAGGACAAUGGACCUCACCUCCAGUUUGUAUAGAGCCGUGUACUUUGUCAAAAACUGAAAUGGAGAAAAAUAAUGUGCUGCUGCAAGCAUUCUAUGCAGACCAAGUUUACUUUUACCAUGGGGAUUAUGUUGGAUUUUACUGCAAACAGAACCAUUUUGGAGCAGAAUCUGGCACAACUUUAUUUCAAGUACAGUGUGAUAGAGGACAGCUGGCAUAUCCAAGGUGUGUUGAAAGAGAAAAGCAAGUAUGGACUUGA